AUGGGAAACACGAUGGUAAUUUACUUCCGAGUUAUCUCGGGUACCGAAGCUGGCCUGCCAGCUGUUCGUUCUGCCAACGAGCGAGACCUCGAGGAGAAGAGGGCUCUCCGCGCACCGGGGUCUAUCUUGGAGCACUUUAAUGUCGCUAAAAUCACGCCCAAGGUCCAAACUUUUGUUGACCUCGCAAUGUUCCGGUUCUUCAUCUGCUGUGCCCUUUCCUGGACCCUCCUUGACAACAUUUGGUUCCGUACUUUUGUUUAUGCGCUGGCAGCAUCUUACGUGGUCCCAACGCGUUCGAGCUUUUUCUCAAAAUACCUCAGCUCGGAGAUUGCAGUUGUCAACAAGGUCCUUCGUGGUUUUCUUGCGGACCGCGAGAAUUUGUCGCUCUCCUUCGAUGGUUGGAGUACUCUGAAGCACGAGGAGAUCUACACGUUGCAUAUCACCACCCCGGGCCGGCGAUCCAUCUUUAUUGACGGGCAUGUCUUCACAGACAGUGUGACCGGGAACUUGUUACUUGAUGUCAUUCUAAACAAGGUGACGAGUAAUUUCCUGAUCGAAAAACCCACCCAGGACGCAGAUGAUGCGACUUUAGAUACACCAUUGGGCACGCAGCGGCAGCCCAAGACCAAGGACUCAGACGAGGACUCAGACGAAGUUCCCGUGCUGCCCCCAUUGCUCAAGCCCACUCAAUUGUCUUCGGUUGCGGGUGAUGGCGGACCGAAUGUGCGUCGGACCAAGCAGCUCUUUGUGGCAAGAUACCCAUGGAUUCUCAACAUCUAUGACCCAUGCCACAAUCUGAGCUUGUACAUGAAGGAUGUUGGUGCGAUCUUCAAAGACACGGUUCUCGUAAAUGUCUCCAUGAUCGCAAAUUACUUUGGGAAAUCAAACCUCGGAACGGCUCAACUUGCCAAGUGUCGCAAGGUUCUCAAGAUUACACACGGCAUUGCAUCUGCAACGGACACAAGAUUCUCAUCAUUGCGGGUUCAAUCCGUCUCGGUCAAGGAAUGUAUGCCUGCGAUCCGGCGAUGCAUGGACCUUGAGCUCAUCACUUUCAAAACGAAAGCGACAAAGAAGCUGCUUCCUUUUGUUACUGAAGGAACAGAUCACUAUAUGUUCAUGGCCAAUCUCGGCGCUUUUAUUGAUCUGACCGAGUCAAUUGCGAACGCAAUUUUGUCUCUCGAAGGACUAUAUGUCAACUGUGCCGACGUCUUCUAUGCGUGGGUCUGCAUUGCAUGCUCUCUCGACAACCUCCUUGGAUCAAAAGUGUCGCUCCAACCCCACCGGCGUGCAGUAAUUGAGAAGUACAAUGCACGAUUCACUCAGAUGAUGAUCGAGUCGACAGAGGACAUCUUUUUAUUCGGCUACUUCAUCCAUCCUAAGUACCAUAUUCAUGGUGGACUGCGGCUCGACAUGCCUGCCCUCGCCGAUGGUGCCACCCUCAGCAAGGAACAAUAUUCACCUCUCUUCUCCCGAUUGAUCACAGUCGCUUUGAAGCUUUUGAUGGGAGAACGCAAACGAACUCAAAAAUACAAGUCAUCGGCAGCUGCGGAAGCCUUGGUGGCGCAACUCAUAGCGUGGGCAUAUAACCGAGAACCGUUUCGUAGCCGGCAAUGGGCACAAUUUGCAACACCUCUCGAGUACUGGAAGUGCGUUGGAGAAGAUUCGAGUGCAAGGAUCCUUGGUGUUAUCGGCAUCAAAGUCUUUUCAAUUGUUCCAUCCGAGAUUUGUGACGAGCGUACAGCAUCCCGACUCGGGUGGUUCAACUCUGCUCGUCGGAGCUCAAUGACACCGCAGAAUUUAAUCAACAGCGCCCGACUCCAUGACUAUUACACUCAUGGCUAUAACAACGAUUCUCCGAAGGGUAGGGUAUCCCAGGCAUUUAUCCAUGUUCCAUCGCCCGUCACUGCCCCCGAUGACGGAAAAGCCAUCCGAUCCGUUCCUACGCUUGCCGAUCUCUUGAAUCCCGUUGACCCAACAGAAGCAGCUCCGGUAGAUCUGGAAAGCCUCGAGGACACCUGGUUCAACCGACCGGACCCGUAUGACCUCGACGAGGCCGAACGCGUUCCUGCUCCCACUGUCGUUCGGACGAACGACCGCUUCGCUAUCUUCGACAUCAUCAAACCUGAUGACGGCAAGCUUGUGAGCUUGAUUGCGUCAGGAGGAAUGGUGGAAGGUGACGCUUUUGAGCCAGAGUUGAGCUCGGAUGGCAAUGAUGAGGACGAGGCAGGUGGAGGCUGGGACUAUAGUAAUUUUAUCUGA
Mycena citricolor is the source of this 2259-nucleotide messenger RNA. The record is from the annotation of a GenBank genome assembly. NCBI's taxonomy places the organism in Eukaryota, Fungi, Basidiomycota, Agaricomycetes, Agaricales, Mycenaceae.